Messenger RNA from Lepus europaeus (European hare), 3502 nucleotides. RefSeq names its product solute carrier family 26 member 11 (gene SLC26A11). The record is from RefSeq and is a predicted model, not a curated record. Gene Ontology annotation, biological process: transmembrane transport. Bases 99 to 1868 code for a protein of 589 amino acids. Gene Ontology annotation, cellular component: membrane. The transcript has 17 exons. Gene Ontology annotation, molecular function: secondary active sulfate transmembrane transporter activity. Lineage: Eukaryota; Metazoa; Chordata; Mammalia; Lagomorpha; Leporidae.
CCCCUCGGGCAGUGAUUCCUGCGGACCCGGCUGCCACCGUGGCGGGGGUCCCGGGCUGCGGCGCCGCCGGGGAAGCCCCCUGCGGUGCCGGCUCCAGCAUGGCCCCCCACCCCUGCUGCUGCUCCCCCGGUGGGGUGCGGAGGAGGCUGCCCCUCCUGGCCUGGCUGCCCAGCUACUCUGUGCAGUGGCUGAAGAUGGACUUCAUCGCCGGGCUCUCGGUGGGACUCACGGUCAUUCCCCAGGCACUGGCCUAUGCUGAAGUGGCCGGACUCCCACCCCAGUAUGGCCUCUACUCCGCCUUCAUGGGAUGCUUCGUGUACGUCGUCCUGGGCACCUCCCGGGACGUGACCCUGGGCCCCACGGCCAUCAUGUCCUUGCUGGUGUCCUUCUACACCUCCCACGAGCCCGCCUAUGCCGUGCUGCUGGCCUUCCUGUCCGGGUGCAUCCAGCUGGCCAUGGGGUUCCUGUGUUUGGGCUUCCUGCUGGACUUCAUCUCCUGCCCAGUGAUCAGAGGCUUCACCUCCGCUGCCGCUGUCACCAUCGGCUUCGGGCAGAUCAAGAACCUCCUGGGACUGCAGGACAUCCCCAGGCAGUUUUUCCUGCAGGUGUACCGCACCUUUCUCAGCAUUGGGGAGACCAGGGUGGGGGACGCCGUCCUGGGCCUGGCGUGCAUGCUGCUGCUGCUGGCGCUGAAGCUGAUGCGGGACCACAUGCCCCCCGUGCACCCCGAGAUGCCCCUGUGCGUGCGGCUCAGCCACGGGCUGGUGUGGACGGCCACGACAGCCCGCAAUGCCCUGGUGGUCUCCUGUGCCGCCCUGGUCGCAUACUCCUUCGAGCUGACCGGACACCAGCCUUUCGUUCUCACUGGAGAGACGGCCGAGGGGCUCCCUCCAGUGCGACUCCCUCCCUUCUGGGUGACCACUGCCAACAGGACAGUCUCCUUCACCGAGAUGGUACAGGACAUGGGGGCUGGGCUGGCUGUGGUGCCCCUGAUGGGCCUCCUGGAGAGCAUCGCAGUGGCCAAAGCCUUUGCCUCUCAGAACAGUUACCGCAUCGACACCAACCAGGAGCUGCUGGCCAUCGGCCUCACCAACGUGCUGGGCUCCCUCGUCUCGUCCUACCCUGUCACGGGCAGCUUUGGACGGACGGCUGUGAAUGCCCAGUCGGGGGUGUGCACCCCAGCAGGGGGGCUGGUGACCGGUGUGCUGGUGCUGCUGGCGCUGAGCUGCCUGACCCCACUCUUCUACUACAUCCCCAAGGCCGCGCUGGCCGCCGUCAUCAUCGUGGCCGUGGCCCCGCUGUUCGACACCAAGAUCUUCGGGACGCUGUGGCGCGUGAAGAGGCUGGACCUGCUGCCCCUGUGCGUGACCUUCCUGCUGUGCUUCUGGGAGGUGCAGUACGGCAUCCUGGCGGGGACCCUGGUGUCUGUGCUGCUCCUGCUGCACUCCGUGGCCCGGCCUGAGACCCAGGUGUCAGAGGAGCCUGUUGUUAUCCUGCAGCCGGCCAGCGGCCUGCACUUCCCGGCGGUCGAGGCCCUGCGGGAGGCGAUACUGAACCGGGCCCUGAGAGCAUGCCCACCGCGCUGUGCCAUCCUGGACUGCACCCACGUCUGCAGCGUUGACUACACGGUGGUGCUCGGGCUCAGCGAGCUGGCGGAGGACUUCCGCAGGCGGGGCGUCCGCCUGGUCUUCCUGGGCCUGCAGGUCCCCGUGCUGCGUGUCCUGUUGUCUGCUGACUUGAAAGGGUUCCAGCACUUCUCCACCCUGGAGGAAGCAGAAAAAUUCCUGGAACAAGAGGCGGGGACCCAGCCCUCCAACGGCAGUGAGGACCCCGUCCCUGAGCUGAGGGCUGCCCUCCUGAAGGCCUGAUGGGGCGCUCGGGGUUUGCGGGGCAUCCUGGGAGGUUCUGUCCCGUGAGUGGACGCUGGACACCAUCUGAUGGCCUCCGAGGCUGCACAGUGACUCCGUGGAGGGCAGGGGAACCCGGGGGCCCCAGUGAGGACCAGGGGUGUCUGUGGGCAUGGCCUGGGCGUGGACCUUUCUGGGGAGAGCCCAGCAGGACUGACCACUGAGAACGCAGGGGUCGGGGCCUCCUGGUGUGGGCGGGGCCAGGGCCUGGAGCCCAUGGGAGCUCUGGGAUUCCUGCCCUCUCCCCAGGCCCGAGCUGGGCAGGUGUGGUGGGAUUGUGGCGUCUUGGCCACAUCUGAUCUGGACACGGCAUCCACGAUGUCGGUGGAGAAACCAGGCUGUGCCGAGCGAGGGCGAGCCUCUGUGUGAACAUAAUUGUGGUUUUUAAUGAAGUAACGGCUCUGGAGUUUUUGUACCAAUCACAAAUGCUCCUUGUAAAAACACGGAAACCAUCCCCGCCAGUCCAUGGUGGCCGCUGCUGGACCCCUGUCCCCAGGUGUCGCGUGUCCCUAUCGGCAGGUGGGCCCUGCAGAGAUGGGACCGUCUCAGCCCCGGUGCUAAUUAGAAUAUCAUUAUAAUAAAGUUAGAAUAUUCUAGAAUUAGAAUAUCUUUUUUUAAUUUAUUUUUAAUUUUUUUUUAUUUUUGACAGGCAGAGUGGACAGUAGAGAGAGAGACAGAGAGAAAGGUCUUCCUUUUUGCCGUUGGUUCACCCUCCAAUGGCCGCCGCGGUAGGUGCGCUGCGGCCAGCGCACCGCGCUCAUCCCAAGGCAGGAGCCAGGUGCUUCUCCUGGUCUCCCAUGGGGUGCAGGGCCCAAGGACUUGGGCCAUCCUCCACUGCACUCCCUGGCCACAGCAGAGAGCUGGCCUGGAAGAGGGGCAACCGGGACAGGAUCGGUGCCCCGACCGGGACUAGAACCCGGUGUGCCGGCCCCUCAAGGCGGAGGAUUAGCCUAUUGAGCCGCGGCGCCGGCUUAAAAUAUCAUACUAAAGUUACCCUGGCUGACCUUCACUCCCAUCAUGCACCUGAUGCCAUGGUGCCGCCAAGACUCCCAAAGAGAGGGCAAGGAAAUGGUGGUGCUCAAGCCCCGCCCCCUAUGAAUAUUCAAGUAAGCCCCGCCUUGGGCACGCAUUGUGGUGCGGUGGGUUAAGCUGCUGCUUGGGAUGCUGGCAAACCACAUACAGGGCUGGUCUGAUGCCGGCUGCUCUGCUGAUGCGCCUGGGAAGCAGCAGAGGACGGCUGUGUGCCUGAGCCCCCGCGGCGCAGGUGGGGACCAGGGUGGAGCUCCAGGCUCCCGGCUUCAGGCUGGCCCAGCUCUGGCCCUGGCAGCCAGCCGAGCAAAGAGGUAGCAGGUGGAGAUGUCUGUCUCUCCCCCAUCACUUUGCCUUUCAAAAGUAAAUAAAUAAAUCUUUACAAAAUGUACAUACAUCUCUUUUCCUAUCAUACUGCCUUUCAAAUAAGUUAACUAAUUUAUUUAUUUAUUUUUAAAAAUAUUUAUUUAUUUGAGAGGCAGAGUUACAGAGAGAGAGAGAGAGAGAGAGAGAGAGAGAUCUCCCAUCCACUGGUUCACUCCCCAAAUGGCCACAAAGGCCGGAGC